AUGACGGAGCAACAACAGCAACCGGCGCAAGGCACACCGCCCAAGACCUCGGCCGCCUCCGCGUCGUCCUCCGCCACCGCUCCCGGAUACACCCUCUUGCCAGGUCGCAUCCCUGCACCCCUGCAGAGAUUGUUUGCCCGCUUCCCACUCUACACAUACCCGGCCAACGACCUGCCGGCGCGAUGUCCUCGACCCCGGGAGAGCAGCAGCAGCAGCAGCAGCAGCAGUCUCCCAACUCUGUUUGUCUUCAUCUCUGACGAGGAUGCCGCCAAGGGCCGGCCUAGCUUUAACCCUACUUGCCUAAAGUGGCAGACAUUCCUUCGCAUAGCAGGCGUCGAGGUCCAAAUCCUACCGUCGACGAACCACGCAUCCCCGACAGGCGCCCUCCCCUUCCUCCUCCCGCCUUCGUCUCCGACACCGAUACCUGCCAACAAACUCCAAGCCUACGCCGCAGCCGCCACCAAAACCAACAACACCCCCCAACAAUCAGAACCCACCACCACCCUGACCAAGGAAUCCGAAGCCCUCAACACCUCUCUAGUCGACCACCCGAUCCGCCGCGCCUGGCUCCACGCCCUAUACCUCGAGCCGGCCAACACCGAGCUCCUGACGUCUCUGUACCUGUCGCCAGCGAGCCGGUCGACGCUGGCCCAGCGCGCUCUCCACGCGCAGCUCCGCGCCGCCGCGCACGCCGAGCUGGCCGCGUCGCACAACGGCGUCGACAGCCCCUCGGCCUCGACGCUGCGCGCCGACGCGGCUCGGGCGUUUGCGAGCCUGGGCGCCGAGCUGAGCGGCCGCAAGUGGUUCGCCGGCCCCGCGGGCCCGGGCCUGCUCGACGCCGCCGUCUUCGCCUACACGCACCUGCUUCUCGCGCUGCCGUGGGGCGACAGGUCGCUUGCCGAAGCGCUGGCGGCCGAGGCCCCGGCCCUGGUGGACCAUAGGGAUCGGAUGCUGGAGAGGCUCUGGGGUGGCGGUGGUGGUAGUGGAGGAGGAGGCUCUGAGGAUUGCGGUGCGUCUGUGGAGUGGGAGAAGGUUUGA
This is a messenger RNA of Pyricularia grisea, 1038 nucleotides long. RefSeq lists its product as uncharacterized. Lineage: Eukaryota; Fungi; Ascomycota; Sordariomycetes; Magnaporthales; Pyriculariaceae. Gene Ontology annotation, biological process: mitochondrion organization. The transcript is spliced from 2 exons. The record is from RefSeq and is a predicted model, not a curated record. Gene Ontology annotation, cellular component: SAM complex. The coding region runs from base 1 to 1038 and encodes 345 amino acids.